Gigantopelta aegis is the source of this 3765-nucleotide messenger RNA. RefSeq lists its product as uncharacterized. Gene Ontology annotation, biological process: regulation of transcription by RNA polymerase II. Gene Ontology annotation, cellular component: nucleus. The coding region runs from base 432 to 3299 and encodes 955 amino acids. Gene Ontology annotation, molecular function: DNA-binding transcription factor activity, RNA polymerase II-specific. The transcript is spliced from 8 exons. NCBI's taxonomy places the organism in Eukaryota, Metazoa, Mollusca, Gastropoda, Neomphalida, Peltospiridae. The record is from RefSeq and is a predicted model, not a curated record.
AAUAUGUACAAAACAAUUUUUUUUCAUAAGAUACAAGUGGAGAAAUGAGAUUACUGUCAUGACUGUUAGUAAACUGAUCUGUAUCAAUAUGCCUUCUGCUAGACUACACAUAUUUAACCUAAGUUGUUUUUAACAUGGGUUAAAUUACCUCUUGUAUAGAUGCACUUAUGUAGCAUAUUCAAGGAAAAUGUAUGAAUGAGAUGGUUAAAUGCAGUAUUAUUCUCCAUGUGAAACAGGUGAUUUCAGAAAGGAAAACAAAUAUCAGAUGACAGAUGACCAUUAAUUUUAUUGCAGAUAACUGCUGAAGCAGAUUGUGUGCACACACGCGCGUGCGCACACACACCCACACAUAAUCCAAAGAACUGCAGAAUACCAUAAAACGACAUGUUAGAUGCAAAAAGACUCGUUUGAACAUCGAUCAUUUCAACAAGAUGCCUGCUUCCUGUUCGUUUUGUUCCAAACAGACGAACCUUCUGAGGUGCUCUGCGUGUCACGUGGCAGUGUAUUGUUCCAAGGAGUGUCAGAGGAAACACUGGAAAUCACACAAAGACCAGUGCAAGAAGAUCCAGGAACAGACCGGUGCAAGGGAAGGUCAAAACAAAAGUACGAAAAGUCACAAGACCAUUGACAAUCACAAUGAUCCCAGAGGCACUAGUUCUGGUUCUAGAAGUACAGAAACCAGCAAGACCUUUGACAAUCACAAUGAUCCAAGAACAACCACUAAUUCUGGUUCUAGAAGUACAGAAACCAACAAGACCUUUGACAAUCACAAUGAUCCAAGAACAACCACUAAUUCUGGUUCUAGAAGUACAGAAACCAACAGCUCCAAAGCAAAAACUCCCAGUUCGACACCAAGAGAACAGAAGUGUUCAUCCUGUAAGACAUUUUUUAAACAAGGAUCAGGCAAACCUUGUCCAUUUUGUGAAGAAACUAUGUAUUGUUCAGCCGAGUGUCGUUCCAAAGAUGUUAAGAUUCACCACGACGUGUGCAAGACAAAAGACGAUAUGAUGUUUGUAAAACAUUCUUUGACUAUGUCUCGAUCAGGUGUCCUGCAGGUAAAUUAUGUUUCACCUAUCACUAUAUCAGAUUUAACAGAUGAUGGUGCCUCAGGAGCAGCAGCAGGAUCUAGUUCCACAAAUGGGAAGGAAUCUGAUUCUACUAAGAUUGAGGAAUGUCGUAUCUGCAAGUCGAGGGAUGCACGUUUGAAGAGUUGUGCCAAAUGCAGCAAGGUUUUCUACUGCUCUAAAGAAUGCCAGAGGAAAGACUGGCCGUCACAUAAGAAGGAAUGCCUGAACAUAGAUGGUAAAAUUGGAACAGAGGAAUUUAAGGAACAGAAGAAAGAGGAGCAGCAUAAAAAGCAAGCAGAAAAGGAUGAUUCAAGACUACAACACCUCGUUGAUAUGGUGGAAAGGAUGGACCAGAGAUCCGAACAUGAAAUGCACUUUGUGCCCUCUCAACCAUGCAUGUCGAUAGCAGACGCUCGGGUGUUGGCAAGAAACCAUUACCCGUUGCUUCAAAUCAUCGAGAAUCUGCGUGCGAUAUCACAAGAGAGUCUUUUUUCCACACCUCGGAACAACUCCACCAUCCUCCUGGCCAGAAUUUCGAGAUAUCAUCCUUACAAAAGACGCCAUGCUGUUCAUAUCGAGGAUUCUCUUGGGCAGGAAACAUUUGUGAUGUUUUACUUUGACGAUGAUGACCCCGAACCAUAUUUCUACUGGAACCUGGUCACUCCUGGAAACUACCUAUGUUUCCGUGGUCCGUUUUUCCACCACUUUGUAGAUGGAACCACAGGAAUCCGAAUAGACGACCCUAGUGAAGUGUUUAUUAUUCACAAGGGUUUAAAACGUAAAACUCAUUUGUACAUCGAUCAUUUCAACAAGAUGCCUGCUUCCUGUUCGUUUUGUUCCAAACAUCAGACGAACCCUCUGAGGUGCUCUGCAUGUCACGUGGCAGUGUACUGCUCCAAGGAGUGUCAGAGGAAACACUGGAAGUCACACAAAGACCAGUGCAAGAAGAUCCAGAAACAGACAGGUGCACUGGAAGGUGAAAACAAAAGUACGAAAAGCCACAAGACCGUUGACAAUCACAAUGAUCCCAGAGGCACCAGUUCUGGUUCUAGAAGUACAGAAACCAACAAGACCUUUGACAAUCUCACUGAUCCCAGAACCACUAAUUCUGGUUCUAGAAGUACAGAAAUCAACAGCUCCAAAGCAAAAAAAACUCCCAGUUCGACACCAAGAGAACAGAAGUGUCCAUCCUGUAAGACAUUUUUUAAACAAGGAUCAGGCAAAGCGUGCCCAUUUUGUGAAGAAACUGUGUAUUGCUCAGCCGAGUGUCGUUCCAAAGAUGUUAAGGUCCACCACGACACGUGCAAGACAAAAGACGAUAUGACGUUUGUAAAGUGUUCUUUGACUAUGUCUCGAUCAGGUGGCCUGCAGGUAAAUGAUGUUUCUCCCAUCACUGUGUCAGAUUUCACAGAUGAUGGUGCCUCAGCAGCAGCAGGAUCUAAUCCCACAAAUGGGAAGGAAUCCGAUUCUACUAAGAUUGAGGAAUGUCGUACCUGCAAGUCGAGGGAUGCACGGUUGAAGAGUUGUGCCAAAUGCAGCAAGGUUUUCUACUGCUGUAAAGAAUGCCAGAGGGAAGACUGGCCGUCACAUAAGAAGGAAUGCCUGAACUUAGAUGGUAAAAUUGAAACGGAGGAAUUUAAGAAAUGGAAGAAAGAGGAGGAGCGUAAAAAGCGAGCGGGAACGGCUGAUCCCAGACUACAACACUUCAUAGAUAUGAUGGAAAUGAUAGACCAGAGAUCCGAACACGAAAUGCGCUUUGUGCCCUCUCAACCAUGUAUGUCGAUAGCAGAUGCUCGGGUGUUGGCAAGAAACCAUUACCCGUUGCUUCACAUCAUCGAGAAUCUGCGUGGGAUACCACAGGAGUGUCUCUUUUUCACACCUCGGGACAUGUCCACCGUCCUCCUGGCCAGAAUUUCGAGAUAUCAUCCUUACAAAAGACGUCACGCUGUUCACGUCGAGGAUUCUCUUGGGCAGGAAACAUUUGUGAUGUUUUAUUUCGACAAUGACCCCAAACCAUAUUUCUACUGGAACCUGGUCAUUCCUGGAAACUACCUAUGCUUCCGUGGUCCGUUUUUCCACCACUUUCUGGAGGGAACCACAGGAAUUCGAGUAGACGACCCUAGUGAAGUGUUUAUUAUUCACAAGGGUUUAAAACGGUAUGCAGGAAGGAGUCUACGGCAAGCGAAAUUUCUAGUGGGCUCAAGUCAUGAUCCCUCCGAAAAUAUGUUAUAAAAUGACAAAAUUCACUUGAGCAGCAGGGGAUUUCGACACCCGAAACCCACCCCUGCACACGCACCUGCUUUCAGUAGCUUAAAGGGACUAAUCCUGAGUUUUCAGCGCUAGCAAGACUUCCAUUUUGCUCCCCCAAUAAAAUAAACACAUCCUACUUUUACCUCUUUUUUUUUCCUUUUUAUAUCAAGCAUUAUAUGGAUAAAUAUAUUUGGAAUGACCUUUGGUCGUAUAUAUUUCAAAUUUCAUUUGGCCAUUGGAGGAAAUAAUAAACUUGUACAUAAAUAUUUUUAUUUUAGACCGAAAUUAAUAUUGAUUAAGACACUACAAAAUAUUAGUCACCACUUCCUGGGCUACUCUUUUCAAUUAGCAGCAAGGGAUCUUUUAUAUGCACCGUCCCACAGACAGGAUAUUACAUACCACGGCCUUUGUUACACCAAUUGUGGAGUACUGGCUGGAACGAGAAAUA